This is a messenger RNA of Lathyrus oleraceus (garden pea), 987 nucleotides long. Its product is annotated as expansin-like B1. Bases 49 to 810 code for a protein of 253 amino acids. Gene Ontology annotation, cellular component: extracellular region. The transcript has 4 exons. The record is from RefSeq and is a predicted model, not a curated record. NCBI's taxonomy places the organism in Eukaryota, Viridiplantae, Streptophyta, Magnoliopsida, Fabales, Fabaceae.
CUUAGUUUCUAACAUAUAGCAUCCUAGAUAAUCUUAGUUUCUAAUAUAAUGGAACUUAAUUUUAAGAGCCAAAUUGGUUUUGUUUCUGUCAUAAUAUUGCUCUUACCUAUCCUGUGUAACUCUCAAGACUCUUCUUAUAUUUGCUCUAGAGCAACCUAUUAUGGUAGCCCAGAUUGCUAUGGAAAUCCAAGGGGAGCUUGUGGCUAUGGUGAUUAUGGACAAACAGUAAAUGAUGGCAAUGUUGCAGGAGUGUCUUGGUUAUGGAAGAAUGGAUCUGGUUGUGGUGCAUGCUACCAAGUGAGGUGCAAAAUAGCAGGAUUGUGUGAUGAGAAUGGAGCAUAUGUGGUGGUGACUGAUUAUGGUGUGGGAGAUAGGACAGACUUCAUCAUGAGUCCACGUGGCUAUUCAAGAUUGGGCAGAAAUGCUGAUGCAUCUGCAGAACUUUUUAAAUAUGGUGUGGUGGAUAUAGAAUAUAAAAGAGUCCCUUGCAAAUAUAAUGGUUAUAAUGUGUUGGUAAAGGUCCAUGAACGUAGUAAAAACCCUCACUACUUGGCCAUUCUCAUUCUCUAUGUUGGUGGAACAAAUGAUGUAACUGAUGUUCAAUUGUGGCAGGAGGAUUGUCAAGAGUGGAGGCCAAUGCGUAGGGUGUUUGGGGCGGUGUUUGAUGCUGAGAACCCUCCAAGAGGUGAGAUCAAGUUGAGGCUCCAAGUGAGUGGUAGUGCUGGCCUUUAUUGGGUGCAGUCCAAGAAUGUUAUUUCUAGCGAUUGGGAAGCUGGUGCUGUUUACGACUCACAAAUUCAGUUUGAUUAAAAAAAAGCACUUAUAAAUAGGUAUCAUAUGACUAGUAUUUUAUUGUGUUAUUCUAAAAAAUAAUGUUCAUGUGUACUAGUGGGUGGGUGGAGUGCUCUUUGUACUUGUACUAAAACUAUGGGAUUUAUGUGCUUUUCAUAUGACUUGUCGAUUGAUUAAUAAACAAGGUGUUUUUUU